AUGAACGCUUUUUUCAUUUGCUUAGUAUUUUGUCUCAUUGCCAUCAUGGCGACUGCUCAGGAAAUGGCAAAUAUAGUGCCUCCUGAGCCUAAUCCGAUUAGAGAUUUGAUAAAUGCUCUCUGCCAGAUGAUUAACAAAGUCAAGGAUCUAAUUCCGAAAGACAAGAUGUCAGAGAUUUCAAGUAUCUGCCCCACAAUCUACUACUAA
Messenger RNA from Caenorhabditis remanei, 207 nucleotides. RefSeq lists its product as uncharacterized. The coding region runs from base 1 to 207 and encodes 68 amino acids. The record is from RefSeq and is a predicted model, not a curated record. NCBI's taxonomy places the organism in Eukaryota, Metazoa, Nematoda, Chromadorea, Rhabditida, Rhabditidae. The transcript is spliced from 3 exons.